Molecule: messenger RNA, 869 nt
Organism: Magallana angulata
Lineage: Eukaryota; Metazoa; Mollusca; Bivalvia; Ostreida; Ostreidae
Product: D-aminoacyl-tRNA deacylase 1-like
Exons: 5
Coding region: 63-608 (181 amino acids)
Biological process (GO): tRNA metabolic process
Cellular component (GO): cytoplasm
Molecular function (GO): D-tyrosyl-tRNA(Tyr) deacylase activity
Source: RefSeq, a predicted model, not a curated record
AAACGUAACGCCUCCAUCGCUCUUCCAUUCCGGAAGUAUAUGUAGAACAGAAGAGUUGUGAAAUGAAGGCAAUAAUUCAGAGGGUAACUCAAGCAAGUGUGACAGUUGGAGAGGAAACAGUCAGUUCAAUCGGGCAAGGGCUGUGUGUCUUGAUUGGGAUUGGCAGAUAUGACACUGCAAAGGAACUGGAAUACAUGGCUAGGAAGAUUUUGAAUAUAAGGCUGUUUGAUGGUGAAGAUGGGAAAAGAUGGAAUAAAAGUGUAAUGGAUAAACAGCUAGAAGUUUUGUGUGUCAGCCAGUUCACACUCUCUGCAGUUCUUAAAGGAAACAAACCUGACUUUCAUGAGGCUAUGGGUCCAGACACAUCCGAGGAAACUUAUCAAGAUUUUCUACAGUUGAUGAGAAAUUCUUAUAAUUCAGACAAAAUUAAAGAUGGUAAAUUUGGAGCUUAUAUGCAAGUCCACAUACAGAAUGAUGGUCCAGUGACGAUACCUCUAGACUCUCCUGACAAUCUCCCCGAUUCUAAAAAAAAGAAAACAGCCAUGGUAGCGCCAUCUGUUCAGUCUCUCUCCAUCAACUCCGGAGAGGGAGACAACUCUGGCUCCUGACAAAUGCAGACUUAGCUAUUCACCUUUAUCCGUCUAUUUAUAGCCAUUGAUCCUUGACAUUUUGUAUCAAAUCAACACCAGUGUGAGGCCAAGAAACUUUUAAUGAAUUAUCAGUAAUUCGUUUGCUUUGAUUUACUGGUACAUGUAUUCGUUUAUUUUUUGUGUAAAGUCUAUGUCAGCAUUUUUUUUAUACUAAGUAUAAUGUGCUAACAUGCUUGAUAUUUGUGACUUUACAAUAAAAUAUGAAUGUUUUAUUCACAA